Setaria italica (foxtail millet) is the source of this 1554-nucleotide messenger RNA. Its product is annotated as pentatricopeptide repeat-containing protein At2g03880, mitochondrial. Lineage: Eukaryota; Viridiplantae; Streptophyta; Magnoliopsida; Poales; Poaceae. The record is from RefSeq and is a predicted model, not a curated record. Bases 1 to 1554 code for a protein of 517 amino acids. Gene Ontology annotation, biological process: RNA modification. The transcript has a single exon. Gene Ontology annotation, molecular function: protein binding; zinc ion binding; RNA binding.
AUGGCGUUGCCGGCGGGCGCGGGGCUGGUGGCCUACAACGCGGCCAUCUCCCGCUGCGCCCGCGCGGGCCUGUACCCGCGCGCGCUGGCCCUGUUCCGCGAGAUGCGCGGCCGGGGCCUGCGCGCCGACGAGUACACCCUCCCGCCGCUCCUCAACUCCUCCGCGCUCCUGCGGGCCCCGCCCGCGGCGGCCACGCUGCACGCCCUGCUCCUCCGCGCGGGCCUGGCGUCCCACCUCCACGUCGCCAACGCGCUCGUCGACGCCUACGCCAAGCUGUCCCGCCCGGGCGCCGCGCGCGCCGUGUUCGACGAAAUGCCGCGCCGGGACGUGGUCACCUGGACCUCGCUCCUCACGGGGCUCGCCCGCGCCGGCGCCCACGACGCGGCCGUACGCGUGUACCGAGGCAUGGCCGCCGCGGGGGUCGACCCCGACGAGUUCGCCGUCGCGGGCGUGCUCAGCUCCUGCGCCGGCUCCACCAUGCUCGAGCUGGGGCGGUCGGUGCACGCCGCCGCGGUGCGGCUCGGGUUCCUGCCGUUCCUCUCGGUCGGGAACUCGCUCGUCUCCAUGUACGCCAAGACCGGCGCGCUGCGCGAUGCCCGGACAGUGUUCGACGCGAUGCGGGCGCGGUGCACCAUCACGUGGACGGCGCUGAUCGUCGGGUACGCGCAGAACGGCCGGGGAAGGCAGUCGCUCGAGAUCUACACCGACAUGGUCCGGUCCGGGUGCAGGCCGGACUACGUGACCUUCAUCGGUCUGCUCUUCGCGUGCAGCCACGCCGGCCUCGUCGACGCCGGCCGGGCUCACUUCCGGUCUAUGGUCACUGACUACGGCAUCGCUCCCGGGCCGGAUCACUACGCGUGCAUGGUCGACUUGUUAGGCCGGGCGGGGCGGCUGGAGGAGGCCAUGGACCUGCUGAACCGGAGCUCGACGGAGCUGGACGCCACGGUGUGGAAGGCGCUGCUGGGCGGGUGCCGGGUGCACCGGAACGCGGAACUCGCCGAGCGCGCGGCCGAGAUGGUGUGGAGGCUUGAUCCGGCGGACGCCGUGCCGUACGUCAUGCUCUCGAACCUCUACUCCCGGGAGAGGAGAUGGGGCGACGUCGCGAGGAUCCGCGCGCUGAUGAAGUCGAGAGGGGUCACCAAGGAGCCCGGGUGCAGCUGGGUCGGGGUGAACGGCGUGAUGCACCUGUUCCACGUCGAGGACCGCGGCCACCCGCGCGCCGCCGAGAUCUACCGGAAGGUGGAGGAGAUGAUGGAGAGGAUCAGGGCCGGAGGGUACGUGCCGGACACGGACUGGGCGCUGCAGGACGAGGCGCCGGACGGGAGGGAGAGGGGCCUGGCGUACCACAGCGAGAGGCUCGCCGUCGCGUUCGGGCUGCUCGCCGUGCCGGCGGCCGCGCCCAUCCGGGUGUUCAAGAACCUCCGGGUGUGCGGUGAUUGCCAUGCCGCGAUCAAGAUGGUCGCCAAGGUGUACGGCAGGGAGAUCAUUCUGAGAGAUGCGAAUUGCUUCCACCACAUGAAGGAUGGAGCUUGUUCUUGUGGCGAUUACUGGUAG